UAACAAUUGUACCAAGAUGUUUGACGUCACAAGAUUUUGAGGCAAACGCUUACACAAAAUGCAACAUCCACAUAUCGCUCUCUGAAUUCGGGGAAAAUGGCUGCCUUGGUAAAGUUGAGAACCAAAAUAACAGAAAAUCAGAAAGAGAUAUUAUGUAAGUUCUUUGAUGAAGGGAUGAUUUCGAAGGGAAAGGAGAAAGCUGAAUACCACAACAAGGCCGCCCAAGAAACGGGGCUAGACAUUAACGUUGUCAAGGAAUGGGUUGGGAAUCAUGCUAAGAAACUGUCAGGACGCAAAUAUACGUAUGGCAGUCGCACAGCUGUUCACUCCAAAGGUGUUUCUGCAUACAAUCUGUAUGUAAAAGAAAUGAGAGAUUCAUUAGGCCCUAUGUCAACAUGGGCAGAAUCCUGGAACAUGUUAUCACCUACAGAAAAAGGUGAAUAUGCAGAAAGGGCAGCUGUCACAAAGGACCAAGCUGUCUUGAAUCCAGCCAGGGCGAUAAAACAGAUGAUCAAAGAGAUUCAUUCAAGGCUAGAGAUACUUCAACAGCUCGGAUUAGACCCUUCUGUCAUUGGAAUAGAAAAUGGCAGCGAAGUUGUUUGUGGAACUGGGUUGGUCCAUUCAUACAUUUGCCAAAAACCAGAAAUCAUGCAGGAUCAACGCUCAUUUUUGUCGCGAGGCAUGUGGCAUUCCAGUUGGAGGACAGUAAAGAGUUCCAUAAAGCGCAGAUCGAAACCAAUUUUUGGGUUUGUUGGUGUUGCUGGCCACAAAUUAAACUUCAAAAAGGUUAAAGCUGGCUCUUCACAACGGCAUAAGGAUGCCCUGCACUCAUGUUGCUGACCUUUCAAUAUUAUAUUUGUUUAAUUUACUACACAUUUUAUGCCAACUUUAUCAAAAAUGCAUAUAUAAUCAUAAUUGAGCACAUAAUUUUUUUUUUUUCUGUAUACACAUAGCAGUAGCCUCACAGCCUGCAUAAGAAGUUUAUGUAUCAACACAGACUAGCAGAUAUUUCACACGUUUACAAUGACUGCAAAAUGCUUCGAGGUUGUGAAUUACAACAAUAAGUAUAAAGACUGGGACAUACAACUAAGUAUUGACACAAUUAAUCCAUAUGAUUCUAUCACACACAAAUUUGUAUUCAAUUGAAUUUAGUAUUUUAAAACAACCCUUGAUAAAGAUGUCGGACCUAAGUAAUUUUAGUCUAGAAAGGGCUGACGUGUAAUUUUCAGAUAAGAACAUGUUGGUCUUUUACAUGAGUUACUUCAAUAGCACAGCCUGUUAAAAAAAUAUAUAUUGUACCUUCAUUAUCAACCACGAAGAUGGUGCUUUCAUAGAUGCUGCUGCAUUCAUAGUCUGCCUGGCGUAAAGUCCGCUGUAUCACGAAAGGAACAUACAGUGUUCCCUGAAAAAAGUAGUUGCUAUUUAAACAUAAACUAAACUAAACAUUACCGAAAAAGAAUACUAAUAUAAGUGAUUUUAGAACCAGAGUUUGUUAGCUGUAUUUAACACAAUAAAAGCAAUUUUUACUGAACUCUAUAAGCUCAAACAACUCAAAAAGAAAACAUUUCAUACUCUGUGUUUUGUAAGCAAACAUGUCAGCAGUUAACCAUGCACAACACAUUUAAAUUAUUCCAAAUUAGUUUAUUGUCAAAGUGAUCUUUUGAAAAAUGGAUUGGAAAAUGUUCAACAGCAACAACUAUGUCAAUAUCAAUGUCAAUAUCCAAGUAAUGCUCUAUUGGUCUUUGUAAACUUACAUCUACCCCAGGUACAUGUACGGUAACUAUACUUAAUCGUACCCAGUCGAUUUGAGACUGUACCCCAGUUAUGUUCCCGAUGUCGUAAAACGUGCUACUGAUUAACUUGAACAAACUGCUCUUUAAAAAAAAUACAUCAACAUGCUUUUUGAGUAUGAGUUUUGAUAAUAAAGCGGCCAUUAAAAAAAAAUGACAUAAAUGUGAAUAUAAUAAAUAAUAAUAUUAAAUAGCCUACAACACCUGAUUUAGCAUUAAAUUUCCCAGUACAUGAUGCGAGUAUACUUAAAAUUACCCGGGAUACAUGUAAGUAGUACCCGAGGCGACACUGACCAAUCGAGCCCAAGUAAUGAAGGAAGAUGUGGCUAGCUGAAAUAGUAAAAUCUAGUUAAUUAACCAAGCAACUCUAAAAUGGUUUACAAAUAAUUACUAUCCAAAAGAAACUAAAGACACGAGAAACAAAUUAACUAUUAUAAAUUCUAAUUAAAAUCAUUGGUAUAAUAGACAUGUGUAUGUAAAAAUUAAACCUACAUUCCAUUUCUUUGGUCGAUGAAACAGCAUUGGCUUGUGGAUUUGAUUGCAACACAAAUCGCAAUAGAAAGCAUAAGGACCGCAAGUGUCACAGUGUAUAAUGUUAUCCACUGUUGAAUGACACAGUACACAGCAUGUUAUGUUGUUGCUGGGAUCAUUUCCUCUAUGUGGGUGUGCAACAUUUUCGACCGAAUUGCCUCCCAAGCUUUCAGAAGUUUUUCUUUCUUUGCAGAGUAGCUCAUGCCUGGAACAAUCACACAUAUCCAAGCUAAUUUUGUGUUUUCACUUAAAUCAUCUUUCCAUUAUCAGAACCAGAUUAAUUGGCAACACAGAUUAGAUAGCAAAUUCAAUGGUUGGCAUUAACAAGCCGUGUGCCUGCGGCCUUGCAGCAAGUUGGCAUGUAAUGAUGUUACUGGAGUACAGUUUAAAUAAAAUAACAAAUAUAAA
This is a messenger RNA of Dreissena polymorpha, 2729 nucleotides long. RefSeq lists its product as uncharacterized. Lineage: Eukaryota; Metazoa; Mollusca; Bivalvia; Myida; Dreissenidae. Bases 97 to 840 code for a protein of 247 amino acids. The transcript has 6 exons. The record is from RefSeq and is a predicted model, not a curated record.